GAUUAUUACUGUAUAUAAUUAAUACUGAAUAAUUAUUAAAUAUUAUGCAGUUAAUGAUUAUUGUAAUAAUUUUUCUACACAACUCUUGUUAAUUAAAUAAAAAUUGUUAUAUAGUUAUUAAAGUUUGCUUUCAGAGAUUUUUUAUUAGUAAUUUAAGUGUAUUCAAAUAUAAUUUAUCUGCCUAUAUUACAUCUAAAUUUUUCGUCUAAAAUAAAAUAUAUUAAAAUAGUUUCAAUUAUGGAGACUGAAAAUCUUAAUCAUCAAGAUUCACUCUCUGGUCUAAGGCAGUAUUCUGAAGGCAGAAGAAAACUUUUAGAAUGGUUAAAUCAACCCAUGAAAAUUCAUCUAACAGAUGGUCGAAUUCUGAUUGGAACAUUUGUAUGCACUGAUAAAGAUGCCAAUAUUAUUCUUAGUACCUGCUAUGAGUAUUUUAAUAGAAAAGAUUUAGACACUGGAGAAUCUCGCCUUUUAGGUCUUGUUAUGAUUCCUGGCCGUCACAUAAUUUCUAUUCAUACUGAUCUUCAGCAAAAACAAGAGCAGUCUUAAAUUCUAAUUUUUAACAAACAUUGUAAAAAUUAAUAGUCAUUGUAACAUUUGUAAAAUAAAUUCUAUUCAUUUGUAUAUAUUGUUGAUAUAUAAUAAACUCGUCAAUGAUAGAAAA
This is a messenger RNA of Daktulosphaira vitifoliae (grape phylloxera), 661 nucleotides long. It is a transcript of the gene Sbat, whose product is annotated as N-alpha-acetyltransferase 38, NatC auxiliary subunit. Gene Ontology annotation, cellular component: NatC complex. Gene Ontology annotation, molecular function: RNA binding. The coding region runs from base 238 to 546 and encodes 102 amino acids. The transcript is spliced from 3 exons. Lineage: Eukaryota; Metazoa; Arthropoda; Insecta; Hemiptera; Phylloxeridae. The record is from RefSeq and is a predicted model, not a curated record.